CCCGCCGCCACGACGCCUUUCCUGGACCUGCACUGGCCCGUCCGCAGCCUGUGGCCCGAGACCCGGCCGCUUUUCUACCACAUCGAGCGGGAGAUGAUCCGUCACAUGCAGGAGGUGAAGCAGAGCAUCGAGUUCAUGGAGAGGCUGCACCAGAAGAUCUUUGAGGAGAUCGAUCAGACAUCCUCCUGCACGGGGGUCUUCAAGCCCAUCGCCUUCCAGGAGCUGGGGAGGGACGGCACCACCUUCGCCCUCAGCCUGGACACGAAGGAGUUCUCCCCGGAGGAGCUGUCGGUGAAGCAGGUGGGCCGCAAGCUGAGGGUGAGUGGCAGAACGGAGAAGAAGCAGGAGGACGGGAAGGGCUCCUACACCUACAAGUGCCAGGAGUUCAGGCAGGAGUUCGACCUGCCGGACGGCGUCGACCCCGAGGCCGUCACCUGCUCGCUGUUGGGAGGCCAGCUGCAGAUUCAGGCGCCGCGGGAGAACCCCGCCAACGACGGGAAGGAGAGGAUCGUCCCCAUCAGCUUCACCUCAGCCCCGGCCGUCACCGCCUCCUCCUCCAGCGCUGCAGCAGAGGGGAGCGGCACCCCCACCUCAGAGAGCACCCCCACAGAGAAAAACUGAAGCCUGCCAGCCGUCUUUGGUCCGUAGUUGUACGGGAACGUGGAGCUCAUCACCUACACGUGAACCGAGUGAAGCGCCGCCGUCUCCCUGGUGCAGCUUUAUCUGCCAGACGGAGGCGACAUGGAGCUGAUCCCACCCCCCCCACCCCGCACUAAUACUUUAUUAAACGGUCCUUAGAUGUUUGCACGUUGCCCAGAUACUGGUUUCAUCACCGGUCUUUUAAACUGGUUUGUCUGGCACACGUUUUCUGUGUCUGGCUGCUGAUUGAGUUGAAGUUAAAGAACCGUCAACAUUUUCCUGACAUUUGCUGUUAAUCAAUUUUUAAUAAGAACUGAACCUGCAUGUGCUUCCUGGUCCACGAACUGGCGGCGUCUCCUUUAACCCGUGAGCGAAUAAAGACACGAGACACCAGUUUUUCCCCUUUCUUUGUAAAAUAAUUCUCAAUAAACUUAAUUUAUUCACAAACUGCU
Neolamprologus brichardi is the source of this 1091-nucleotide messenger RNA. It is a transcript of the gene hspb9l, whose product is annotated as heat shock protein, alpha-crystallin-related, b9-like. Gene Ontology annotation, cellular component: cytoplasm; nucleus. The record is from RefSeq and is a predicted model, not a curated record. NCBI's taxonomy places the organism in Eukaryota, Metazoa, Chordata, Actinopteri, Cichliformes, Cichlidae. Gene Ontology annotation, biological process: response to heat; protein refolding.